ACUCCAGUCGGCGGGGAAAACGAGAGAAGAGGAGCAGGAGCAGGAACAGGAGCAGGGAAAAGGGGGACCAAGAGGGGACCGUCCUCUAUGGGGUGUGCCCUGAGCUCCGAGUGCUGCGGAGAAGAGCUGUGCCCCGUGCCAGUGGGGGCACCGGCCACUGGAGAUGGGGGGCUAACGAAGGACAUGAAAAUGAAGCAGACUAAGCCAGCAAAGAAGGAUCUGCACACUUUCAAGGAGAAGUCCUUCAAGAAGAGGCGGCAGUGCGCAGUGUGCAAGCAGCCAGUGGAGAAUCAGGGGUCUUUCUGCCGGGUGUGUAAGACAGCAGCGCACAAGAAAUGCGAAGCCAAGGUGGUCACAUCCUGCCAGCCAGCGCCCCCCUCUGACCUGCAGAGGCGAGGCACGGCCUCCUCAAGGCACAGCCAGCAUCUGGGGUCGGUCAAGUCUCUGAAUUACCCCAAGCAGAGGAGCACCCUCCCCAGGAGCUUCAGUCUGGACCGAGUCAUGGACAGGGUCAUGGAGCGACAUUAUGACUUCGACUUGACCUACAUCACAGAGAGGAUCAUAUCCGUCUUCUUCCCAUCAGUCCUGGAGGAGCAGCGCUACCGUGGUAACUUGAAGGAAGUGGCAGCCAUGUUGAAGUCUAAGCAUGAGGAUAAGUACCUGCUCUUCAACUUAUCUGAGAAGAGACACGACAUCGGCCGCCUGAACCCUAAGGUUCAGGAUUUUGGUUGGCCAGACCGCCACACUCCACCACUAGACAAGAUCUGUGCCAUCUGCAAAUCCAUGGAGACCUGGCUGACCUCUGACCCCCAACACGUGGUGGUGCUUCACUGCAAGGGUAACAAAGGAAAAACGGGGGUGAUCAUCGCAGCCUAUAUGCACUACAGCAAGAUAUCUGCAGGAGCAGACCAGGCCCUCAGCACACUGGCCAUGAGGAAGUUCUGCGAGGACAAGGUGGCCACAUCAAUGCAGCCUUCCCAAAACAGGUAUGUCUACUACUUCGGAGGUCUGCUCUCUGGGACGAUUAAGAUGAACAGCAGUCCUCUGUUCCUGCACCAAGUCCUCAUCCCAGCAAUCCCCAAUUUUGAGCCCAAUGGAGGCUACUUCCCCUUUCUGAAGAUCUACCAGUCCAUGCAGCUCGUCUACACGUCAGGAAUUUACAACGCUCAGAACCAGGGAAACCGGAAGUUGUGUGUGACCGUCGAGCCAGCACUCCUACUGAAAGGUGACAUAAUGGUGAAGUGCUAUCACCGUCGUACAAAGUCUCCAGACCGUGACGUGGUCUUCAGGGUGCAGUUCCACACUUGCACCAUCCAUGGAGCCCAGCUGUGGUUUGGGAAAGGGGAGCUGGACGACGCUUGUGCAGAUGACAGAUUUCCAGCUGAUGCGAAGGUGGAAUUCAUUUUCUCUUCAGGGCCUGAGAAGAUUAAAGGUCGGGACGUAAUCAAGAAUGACCCAGCAGUCAGUGUGGACUACAACACCUCCGACCCGACGGUGCGCUGGGACUCGUAUGAGAAUUUCAACCUGCAUCACCAAGACAGCUUGGAAGACAUCUCCCACACCCGAGGUCCGCUGGACGGCAGCCUUUAUGCCCAGGUGAAGAAGAAGCGCAGCCCCGGCUCUCUGACCUCGAAUGGAAGCCCCGGCAGCAUUGAGCACAGCCACCUCUUAUCUUUAAGUACGGAUUCUGGACACUCAUCUGCUCCCACCGAAAGGCUGGAAGAUCCACCGUCUCGUCCAGCACCUCCAUCCCGGUCAGAAAAGGAAGAGCUCGACCGGUUACUGGGAGGAUUUGGGGUGAGAGGAGCACCAGAACGGGAACGGGAGACGGCCAUCUUGGACGACGGUGACAUCCAAGCCGACACGGAGAGGCUCGGGACGUUGCGCCUGGCCCGCUCUUGCUCCUGCAGAGUCGGCUACCGCUCACAGCACUGCCGAGAGAUUACGUGUGAACGACUCCCCAACGGCUCCUGCUUUGGCCUGGAGAGAAACGGACUCCCACCAGGACAUCUUGAGCUGUGCCAGCACCGUGCCACUCUGCACCACCAGGAUGAACUCUGGGACAAGCCUCAGCCGCAGCAGUCGCGCUGCCUUCACCGGUCCUAUUCUGAGGGUCCAAGUCGCCAUCUUCAUCCAUACUCUUUGGAAUACUCCCAUCCUCCCAGCAUGCCCCACCGAGUGUGCUGCCGAGAGGAAUAUGCCCCUUACCACUCUCGGCACCAGCCCCCCAAUCCUUACAGAGAGCUUCUGAUCGUGGAAGGGCAGCCCCUCAGCCUGACGCCAACUCCUUGUGCCUGCCGAGACUGCCGGCUCAUUAGCACCCCUUCUUCCCGGGAAGACUCCAGCCACUCCAGCUUUCACACUCUCAGGCUUGACAGAGAGGGGCCACACUGGGAGGCGGGCCGGCACCGGGAUCAGGAGGCGGGGCUGCACUGGGAAAUGGACAACCACAGGGACCGGGAGGUGGAGUUCCGAAGGGAGGCGGGGCUACACUGGGAGGGCGGUCUUCAUGCCGAGAGAGACGCCGCAUUGAGUCGAGAGCCCAGCUAUCCUUGGGAAGGGAGCCACUUGAGAGACAGAGACGUGGAGAUGUGGCACCCGAAAGUCGCCGUCUCCCCUCGAUAUCCGCAUGGGUCCCAACCGACCCCCUUGGUGAUGGCAGCCGAACAUUACGGGCACCGGCACUCGCCUCAGGGUCAUGAGGUCACCGCCUUUAACUAUGAGCGCCUUCCUCCAGAGCAACCAGUGUAUAUCGAGCCAUCAGCCCCUCUGCCUCACACGGCCCACUGCCCCGAGGUCAAGUACAGCAACAACGGCUACCAGACACCAAGAGCCUGUGCCUGCUCCCCUUACCAAGCCCCACCGUCUUCUCGCACCCUCUCCUCCACCGACAGCCGGGGUUAUGGAUCCGGCUACCAGUCAGAGUCGACCUCCCCUGUGCCACCACCCUCCAGGACCCCCGGACCUUGUGACGUGCCUCCAAAGGGCAGCGGUGUGGAAGAAUAUCAGCAGGCUGUGGCUGAGGACCGGGCGGAGCGCUAUAAAAGAGAUGUCCCAGGGGUCGUCCCUGUCGAAGGUGUGACUUGGCGGGAGCCCGUGGCACACGGAUCAUUGAGAAGGUUUCACCGAGAGGCUCGAAUCAUCUGCUCCACGCCCUCUGAAUAUUCAGGACCACCUACACCUGUCCACACUAGCAGUCCACUGCAGAGUCGAGACAGUCCCACUCCGGGAGAUCCGGCUCCCCGAAUUCCAGACAGUCUGGAGCCGAUGGUUGACCGGAGAUGUUCAAAGGCCGCAUCACCACCACCUGAGCCAGGGGGCUUCCAGCAUCCCCAAGGUGCCCAGCUGGAGCAUCAGGCAGGUCCACCAGUGCAGCAGAAUGGCCUACAGUUGAUUGCCCAAUCUCCUUUGGCCGGGCACCCUGGCUCUCCCGUUUCUGAAGCCCCCCACCGAAGCUGGGGACCUUGGCACCAAGGGAGUCUAAGCAGCGGAGUGUAUACCUACCCUUCAGACUCCUCCACCUCCUGGAGCAACAGCCAGUCGGACACGUCUCAGCUACAUGAAAAGGUCCAGUCCACUGGCCCCAAUGGGACGCCACAGGGCAGCUCUGUGAUGGAGGUUUCAACCAUGGGCUCUCCGGCCCCCAACUGCUGCCCAGUAAGUUCUUUAUCAUCCUCAUCCGUCUCAGCACAGCAGACACCGCUUCAUUCCUGCACUUCCAGUCCCACGGCAGCGGUGCCCCCUGCUCCUCAGACUGUAGACCUGCACCUUAUCACCCCACAAGUGCCACAGGUUAAUGGGGUGACUGUGAAAGAGACUGGUGCCCAAAGACACCUUCCUGAUGCCAGCCCGCAAAGUGAAAUAUCCAAGACUGGCAGCUCCUCUUUGAAUUACAGCUCGGCACCUGCUUCCCCGGGCACCACGGCAGCCUGCACUCCUCACACGGGCUCUGCUCCCCACUCCCCGGGACCGGAGAACUUGGAGCCUCCUGUGCCAGGGUUCGCCACACUGAACCGUCACCUGAUGUUGGGGUCAGACAUUGGCUCGCAUCACACCCAAGCCUUCCUGCUUAGUGACCCAGGCUUGUCACCCACCUCGUCCAGCCAAGGAAGCCCAUCUGAAGGCAGUGUCACCCCAUCCUUCCCCAUCUCAACAGCGUACUACACUGGGCAGAGUGGGAGCCAAGGAUCUGGCCAGUUCUCUGGGUACACGGCUGUUACCAUCCCACUGGCGGACAUGCAGCCACCGCUGCCAGAAAAGAGGCGUCUGUCCUCCAUCAACGAACGGUCACCUCCACCCAGCUCUCCCAACGGUCGCUCAUCGGCGCUCAGAAGCCCAUCCAGCCCAAAUCCUCCACAGCACGUAACGUUCUCCAUCACAGCUGGAGACCUGGCAGAAGGGGAGCUGGACAAUGGCAUCAGUGCCAAGUUUGUGCAGGACACGUCAAGGUUCUGGUACAAGCCGAGCAUCUCCAGGGACCAAGCAAUCGCUCUACUGAAGGAGAAGGAGCCGGGACACUUCCUGAUCCGGGACAGCAACUCUUUCCAGGGGGCUUAUGGACUUGCACUGAAGGUGGCCACCCCACCCGCCAAUGCCAAUUUGCAGAACUGCAAAGGUGACCCAAAGGAGCAGCUGGUGCGACACUUCCUCAUCGAAACAGGCCCAAAAGGGGUGAAAAUCAAGGGGUGCCAGAAUGAGCCUCACUUUGGAAGUCUCUCGGCUUUGGUCUACCAGCAUUCCAUCACACCCAUCUCUCUGCCCUGCAAGCUGCGCAUCCCAGAAAAAGACCCAAUUGGAGAGGGCCAGGAAAUCUGCACCCCAACCCACAUGAGCACAGCAGCCGACCUGCUCAAGCAGGGGGCAGCAUGCAAUGUCCUGUUCCUAAACUCGGUGGAGACAGAGUCGCUGACAGGACCGCAGGCCGUGGCAAAAGCCAUCAGCUCGACACUGUCAUGCAGCCCACGCCCCGGUGCCACCGUCGUGCAUUUCAAAGUGUCGGUGCAGGGCAUCACGCUGACGGACAACCAGCGCAGGCUCUUCUUCAGACGUCAUUACCCCCUGAACAGUGUAACAUUCAGCAGUUUGGACCCGCAGGACCGAAGAUGGCCAAAUCCUGAUGGCACCACCUCCAAGUUGUUUGGCUUUGUGGCCAAGAAGCCGGGCAGCCUGCUAGAGAAUGUCUGCCACCUGUUUGCUGAGCUGGACCCUGAGCAACCAGCCACAGCCAUCGUGAACUUCAUUAACAAGGUCAUGCUGGGACCUCAGCGAAGGUAGAGAGAGAAAACCAAAAAAACAAAAAAAAAAAAA
Messenger RNA from Polypterus senegalus (gray bichir), 5307 nucleotides. RefSeq names its product tensin-2-like. Gene Ontology annotation, molecular function: protein binding; protein tyrosine phosphatase activity. Lineage: Eukaryota; Metazoa; Chordata; Cladistia; Polypteriformes; Polypteridae. The transcript has 28 exons. The record is from RefSeq and is a predicted model, not a curated record. Gene Ontology annotation, biological process: peptidyl-tyrosine dephosphorylation. Bases 88 to 5274 code for a protein of 1728 amino acids.